This is a messenger RNA of Macrosiphum euphorbiae (potato aphid), 210 nucleotides long. The record is from the annotation of a GenBank genome assembly. NCBI's taxonomy places the organism in Eukaryota, Metazoa, Arthropoda, Insecta, Hemiptera, Aphididae.
AUGCAACCGUACAUCAUAAGAUCAUACGGCGAUGUCAACUUGCACAUCGCCCAGUUUCUUAAGGGUCAUGGGUGCUUUGGGAGCUAUAUGUUCAAAUUCAAGAAGCUGGACACCCAGGAGUGUCACGACUGUCAAGCGCCAAUCGAUGAUCCUGAAUAUGGGAUAUCAAUGCUGAUUACACUCCUUCUCAGACGGCGGUCAACCAGAUGA